Molecule: messenger RNA, 4095 nt
Organism: Gymnodraco acuticeps
Lineage: Eukaryota; Metazoa; Chordata; Actinopteri; Perciformes; Bathydraconidae
Gene: sntb1
Product: syntrophin, basic 1
Exons: 8
Coding region: 193-1848 (551 amino acids)
Cellular component (GO): synapse; dystrophin-associated glycoprotein complex; intracellular anatomical structure
Molecular function (GO): protein binding; structural molecule activity
Source: RefSeq, a predicted model, not a curated record
UCUCUGGCAGGCGGAGUGGCAGGCAGCUUUCUCCGAAAGCGCUCGGGCUGGUUGGUCGGGACUCCUAACAAGUCCCGCAGAAACUUCAGAGGGGCAAAGUCCACGCUGAGUGAGAGGGAGACAGGGGGAAGUUAAUGUGUGAGAGCGUGCUGGGAACCAAAUCACAUGUCAUUUUAAAGAAAUGCUACAAAGAUGGCGGUGGUAAUCGAGACGGGAGUUUCAGGUGCCUUCGGAGUGCAAAAAAGUGGAUUUGUGGAGGUUUUGGUGCGGGAGCGGUGGCACAAAGUUUUGGUCAACUUAAACGAGGAAGCGCUUACGUUAAGCUGCGAGGAGGGCUGCGUAAACGACAACGGGGACGAAAAUGUCAACUCCAACGGGGUUACCAACGGAUCCUACCUGGACAACAAUAACACCAACUCCAACAACGGCCCCCAAACUGUGCGCACCGCGUUCACGGACCUGCCGGAGCGAGUGCCCGAGGCGAUCGCCAACAGAAAGCGGUGCGUCAAGCUGACCAAGCAGGAGAUAGGGGGACUGGGGAUCAGCAUCAAGGGCGGGAAGGAGAAUAAAAUGCCCAUUCUCAUCAGUAAGAUAUUCAAAGGGCUCGCAGCGGAUCAGACCCAGGCUCUGUACGUGGGGGACGCCAUCCUGUCCGUGAACGGCAUGAACCUGCGGGACGCGACCCACGACGAGGCUGUGCAGGCGCUGAAACGGGCCGGGAGAGAGGUGACACUGGAAGUGAAGUACAUGCGUGAGGCCACGCCGUACGUCAAAAAGGGCUCCCCUGUGUCGGAGAUCGGCUGGGAAACCCCCCCUCCUGAGUCUCCUCGCCUCGGCAGCCACUCCCUCACCUCCUGCUCCCCCUUCGACCCCCCAAGCUCUCCCACCCAGCCUUCACUGUCCCUGCAGGGCGACAGAAGGUGCAUACCACUCAGGAUGUGUUGUGUAACCCGAGCCAUGACCACACCUGACCCAGAGAACAGACAGCUGGAGCUGCACUCCCCUGACGCCCGGCACACCGUGGUGCUGCGCUGCCCCGACCAACCCUCGGCCCUGAGCUGGUUCUCCGCCAUGCACUCUGUCACCUCCACUCUGUCACAGCGGGCGCUGGCAGAGGUCAUCCAGAACACAGCCAGGACCGGGGUGGCUGGCAGCCGAGAGAUACGACACCUAGGCUGGCUGGCAGGGAAGACGGAGAGCGAGAAGCAGAGCUGGAAGCCGGUGCUGGUGGUGGUGACAGAGAAAGACCUGCUGCUGUACGAGAGCUUACCGCGAGGCAAGGAGGCCUGGCAAAGCCCUGCUCACACCUACCCACUGUUAGCAACACGUUUGGUCCACUCUGGUCCUGACCGGGGGUCGCCGCACUCUGGCACCGAGUUGUUCUUCGCCACUCGGACUGGCACACGGCUCGGUAUCGAGACUCACCUGUUCCGGGCCGAGACCACCAAGGAUCUGUCCCUGUGGACCAGACAAAUAGUCAAUGGAUGUCACGCCUCAGCCGAGAUGAUCAAAGAGGUCACCACAAGUUGUCUGUACCAGAGUCAGGAGUGCCGGCUGGUGAUUCACUACGAGCAAGGCUUCUCUGUGCUGGCUGACCCCUCACUGGGGGAGGGGGGAGACGGGGAGGAGAGAGGAGCCCACACACCUACCAGGCCCCGGGUGGUCCUCUCCUACCCCUACGAGAAACUAAAAAUGUCUUCAGAUGAUGGAGUUCGCUUGCUCUUUCUUGACUUUGGAGGAAAGGAGGGAGCGAUACAGCUGGAUCUCCACUCAUGUCCGAAGCCGAUGGUCUUCAUCCUCCACUCCUUCCUCUCUGCUAAGAUCUCCCGCCUGGGUCUGGUGGCCUGACCCCUCUGAAGGGACAUCUCCUUGGAAAUCUACCUGGUUUCUCCACCUCUCUGCAGCCUGCAUGCAGUUGAUCACCACAUCAAACUCCUUCAGUCGGGGACCCAAGCUGAAUGAAUGUAACUUCAAUCUGGAAAUGUAACUUUAUUUUGGAGUCCAUGUCAAUGAAACACUGGAUCGAGGAUUUUUGGAGGGAAUUGGACAGAUUUAUUUUGGGGGGAAACCCCUUCCUUUAAGGGCUGCAUGGAUUGGAGUGAUGACUGAAGAACCACAGAAGAAGACAUGGACUGAACUAGAAUCAAAGGGAUGAUAUAUACAGACAUUGGGCAUUACUGUCAUGUGCAUCAUUGGAAGGACUGGACACGUGCAACAUGGUUGAGAUGAAUUCACUUUUAAUUCAAUCAAAAUGUAAUAUCAAACUGCCUUCUAUUAACCAAUUAUAUAAUGUAUUCACCAUUAGCUCUGAAAGCACAUUAUGAAUUUCAUUCGGUCAUUUUUCUUCACCAAACAUUUGACACACUGGAAAAAUGUCAUGCAUUUGUCUUUGUUAGUGUCCCCUGAAAUGUCUUGUUAGCUGUGUCAGCAUUCAUCAUUGGAACUGGCGGGCACAGUCUCCCACAAUGUGACAGCUGACUCAAAUUCAAAAUGUCACAUUAUUCUGUUAACAGGUUGCAGGAGGUCAAAUAGUUUGAUCUGAUGGUGGUCUGAAGUCAGUUCUAAUGUAUUCAAUUAAUAAAAAGGAAGAUAAUUGGCUAUAGUUAAGAUUAAGCAAUACUUUGAUCUUUUAGGGAAAUACACUUUUUCACUUUCUCGCAGAGAGUCAGAUGAGCUACAGCCAGUAGCUGAUUAGCUUUGAUUGAAGGCACAGGAUUGAGAGGAUGAGUAGGAUUUGUCAUUUGCGGUUUGUAAACAUUCAAAUUGGCACUCCUGCCAGGCUCAAAGGGAUGUUGCUGCUCGCCAGAGGCUAAAAACAACCCCAGAUUAUCUCUUGUUUUAGAACCAGCUUUGUCAGCUUGGCAUUUCACCAACAAAACAAAAUAAGAAAUAGAAGCAGAGGGCAAAGUCAUGGCGACACCAACACCACCAAACAAUUUGAGUAGGUCAUAAUCGAUGAUUGAGAGGGAUUAUUUGUGUAUUAAUCUAUAUAUUGUUUUUAAGUAAAACUAUUCUCAAUAUGCCUUGAGUGGUAACAGAGGAAAACAGAUAGCUGGGUAAUUAGUGAGCUUUAGAGGUGCUGGGGUGGUUAUGUUACCUUUGGAUACUAGGUUAACUUGUAACCUUAUAUAUAACAGACACAUUUGAAAGUAGUUUGUUCUCAUCUAACUCUGCAAAUAAAUAUAUUUCCCAAAAUGCUGAACUGUUCCUCAUAGGGUCUGCCGUCUGAUCAGACAUGAUAAUGCUGUUCACUCCUUCCUCCCUCAUUUUAGAGUGAUAUAUUUAUGAUUGUUAACUUGAGUUACCAACUGAUAUCUUCUAAUUGUCUACGCAGAGCUGAUCUUAUUUGCCUGUUAACUGAGAAACUGCAGUCAUGUGCUUCCCCCAAGCAAACGUCUGCCAUCAUACUUCUAAUAUUCCUAUUUAAAAAAUUGAUACUCAAUCAAACUGUGCACCUUAUGCCGCUUAUCAGAUCAUCAAGUGUUAUUUGUCUUUUUGUAGCAAGGUGGCCAUGAUAGGAAUCUCAAUAAUUGUUUUAGUCCUGUAGCAGCCAGUGUAGGGUUUUCUUUUUGUUUUCUUGUUUUGGGAUGUUAUGAAAUGUGCACACUGCACUGUCUGUGACAUGGCUGACUGCCGGGACAUUCCUCGUGCCUUCAGAUGACUGAAAAUGAGACAUUUUAAUUUUGAAAGAAAUUCAUUAUAGAGAUCACAGGAUUGAGCAACAAUGUGACUUCUAUUGUGGCUACUUUUAUGUUAUUCUGUACUUUUCUGUUUCUCUACUUUAUAUCAGCAUAUUUUCAAUAAUCAUUUACCCACAAACUGUGAACAAUGAUUUACAUAUUGUAAUCCCACCAGUCUGUAGAAGAAUAACCAUCUGUUUUGUUGCUAUUAAAAGAUAGGAAAAGGCAUUGUAACACUUUAGUUCAGCCACGAAUCCAGCACUUACUUAUAACCUCAAGUGGAGAGAAGCUCCUUGAGUAAAGGCUGCUUUGACAUGUAGACUACUCUGAUGCCUUCGGCAGCUACUGUACUGUCACUCAGAAUGAUAAAGCCUAGUUUUUAAUUCAAAACAGUGCACAUAAAUCAUGUAUUUAA